Molecule: messenger RNA, 1783 nt
Organism: Solanum tuberosum (potato)
Lineage: Eukaryota; Viridiplantae; Streptophyta; Magnoliopsida; Solanales; Solanaceae
Product: probable pectate lyase 8
Exons: 8
Coding region: 146-1450 (434 amino acids)
Molecular function (GO): pectate lyase activity
Source: RefSeq, a predicted model, not a curated record
UGAAUGGUACCUCUGUCUCUUACUUGCAGCCCUAUAAAAACGUUUCCUCCAUUCAAGCUUUCAUUCAUUUCAUAAUAUAAAUUAGCCACAUUCUGUUUUUCCCAAAACAGAGAGAAAAUUGGCGAAUUCUAGAGAUAACUUCGCCAUGGCUGCUGCUCUGAGAUUAUCGUGUUUGUGUUUUCUUCAAUUGCUAAUUGUGAUCGUACUAUUCAUCAAUUCUUCUGCCGAUAACAGUAUUGAAGAAGCAGAGCAAUUUCAGAGCUUAAGUAACUCGACUAUGGCGAACAGGUUAAGUGGAAACGAUGAACUCAGGCAUGAACAUGCUGUAGAUGAUCCAGAAGCCAUUGCUUCCAUGGUGGAUAUGAGCAUUAGGAAUAGCACAGAGAGGAGAAAACUGGGUUACUUCUCAUGUACGACGGGAAAUCCUAUUGAUGAUUGUUGGCGAUGCGAUCGCAAUUGGCAACGUAAUCGCAGACGCUUAGCUGACUGUUCAAUUGGAUUUGGACGUAAUGCCAUUGGUGGCCGAGAUGGCAGGUUUUAUGUUGUAACUGACUCAGGUGAUGAUGACCCAGUAAAUCCCCGACCUGGAACACUUCGUCAUGCUGUAAUUCAAGAUGAACCAUUGUGGAUAGUGUUUAAACGUGAUAUGCACAUCACACUUAAGCAAGAACUGAUCAUGAAUAGUUUCAAGACAAUCGAUGCUCGUGGUGUGAACGUGCAUAUCGCGAAUGGGGCUUGUAUUACUAUCCAAUUUGUUACUAAUAUUAUCAUUCAUGGUCUCCAUAUUCAUGAUUGUAAACCAACUGGUAAUGCCAUGGUUAGAAGCUCACCAUCACAUUAUGGUUGGAGGACUAUGGCUGAUGGUGAUGCCAUUUCCAUUUUUGGUUCGAGCCAUAUUUGGGUUGAUCACAACUCUCUUUCUAAUUGUGCUGAUGGUCUCAUUGAUGCUAUUAUGGGUUCAACUGCAAUUACCAUUUCAAACAAUUACUUCACCCAUCACAAUGAGGUGAUUUUAUUGGGGCACAGUGAUUCCUAUGUAAGAGAUAAGGUUAUGCAGGUGACUAUUGCCUUCAACCAUUUUGGUGAGGGCCUAAUCCAGAGAAUGCCAAGAUGUAGGCAUGGUUAUUUCCAUGUGGUGAACAAUGACUACACGCACUGGGAGAUGUAUGCCAUUGGUGGCAGUGCUGCUCCUACAAUUAACAGCCAGGGUAACAGAUACCUUGCCCCAGUGAACCCUUUUGCUAAAGAGGUGACAAAAAGAGUGGAACCAUGGGAAGGAUCAUGGAAACAGUGGAACUGGAGAUCAGUGGGAGACCUUUUGUUGAAUGGAGCAUACUUUACUGCAUCGGGACGUGCUGCUCCAGGCAGCUAUGCAAGAGCCUCAAGCUUAGCUGCUAAGUCCUCUUCCAUGGUCGGAAUGAUUACCUCAAAUGCUGGUGCACUUUCUUGACACUAAUGUUGAUGUCAAGCACAUCAACACAUACAAACCAUGCACACCAUCAGAUCAUCUUUACCUGUCCAUUGAAUUCAGCAAUAUAGCCAAUUUUCUCUGAUUAUCUUUCUCUCUUAGUUUGUGUCCGUCCCUAAUCACCUCUUGAGCAGGGGCGGACACAUAAUAUUAAGGAUGGGUUCAAUUUAACCCACCAUAUUCAGCUUAAAACUUUUAAUAUAUAUGUGAGAAAUCCUAAAAUGUUGUAUAAUAUUAAAUUCUGAACUCAUAUUUCAAAGAGCGCACAUUCUUGAAUCUGCCUUAGCUCUUGAACAUAAGGUUCUUCAAACACUA